Molecule: messenger RNA, 4460 nt
Organism: Hippopotamus amphibius kiboko
Lineage: Eukaryota; Metazoa; Chordata; Mammalia; Artiodactyla; Hippopotamidae
Gene: CCDC125
Product: coiled-coil domain containing 125
Exons: 12
Coding region: 161-1702 (513 amino acids)
Biological process (GO): negative regulation of Rho protein signal transduction; negative regulation of cell motility
Cellular component (GO): cytoplasm
Source: RefSeq, a predicted model, not a curated record
AGCUGUGUUUGAAUUGCUGCCAGGAUAUCCAGCUGGAGAUGUGUAUUUAAGAGUGUUCAGGAGUGGAAGCCGGACGUAUACCGAAGGGACAGGAAGAGGAAAAGGAGUCUGAGUGGGCAGAUAACUUGUGUAUCCCUAUGGUAAAGAAGGCACGUGGCUGAUGAGCAGGGUGGCGAGGCCGCCGAGCGAGGCAGAGGGGCAGGCCUGGGAAACAGAGGACGAUGACAUGGCAGAAGGUGAUCUAGGGUAUGGCCUAGGAAGAAGGCCCGGUGGCAUUUAUGAAGUGCAAGUUUCACAUUUAUUUACAUCUAGAAAAAGAUCAGAUGGAAAGAGCUUUAGUCCUCCCCCAUUUUCAAGAAAAGGGGAAGAAAGAGACGGUGCCGUUUUUCAGUAUUCCAGGCAUAAAAGCUGGCAAGAUACAGACCCAGAAGGGCCCCGAAUGCCCCAUUACAGACGGCCAAGUAGCACUGAUUCUAAUUCAGAGUUGUCAAAUGUGGAAUUAAGACAGCGUCUUGAUGAAACUUUGGAGGAGGUAGAAAUUUUGAAAACUGAACUUGAGGCAUCUCAAAGACAACUUGAAGGUAAAGAGGAAGCACUGAAAAUUCUUCAAAGCAUGGCAAUAUUCGGCAAAGCCACAAGUCACACCCAGGCAGUGCUUCAGAAAACUGUGGAACAAAAGAGAUCCUUGGAGAAGGAAAUAAAUGCCUUGCAGUGGGAAAUAGAAUUUGAUCAGAAUAGAUUUAAAAAUAUAGAGGAAUCCUGGAUCCAAAAAUAUGACAGGCUAAAUUGUGAAAAUGCAGUCCUCAAAGAAACUUUGAAACUAAAAACAGAAGACAUUAAAAUGCUCAAGUCUGAAAAUGCAAUUUUGAAUCAACAGUAUUUGGAGGCCCUCGCCAUGCUUGAUAUCAAACAGCAGAAGAUGGCUCAGGAAAACACGUGCCAGGAGACAAGUGGCUUUACAGAGGUUUCAGGGCUUGAGCUUGCAGUCCUGGGAGCCUGCCUUUGUCACAGCCCCAGAGGGAGCCCCUGUGCUUGUGCCAAACUGGCAGCGUCCACUCGGAAAAUGCUCCUUCAGCUCAAACAGGAGUUGGAACUUCUGCAGAAGAGUAAAGAAGAAGCCUACAUAAUGGCUGAUGCGUUCAGAAUUGCAUUUGAGCAACAAUUAAUGAGGAAAAAUGACCAGGCACUAAGAUUGACACAAAUGGACAAAAUGUGUAAGAAAGCAACAAAAUGGAUAAAUUGGAAGCACCUUAAAGAGGAUGGGUUACCAUCGCAAAGGAGUAAGAAGACCUUGGGGCAGAAACUGUGGGGUAUGCUCCCUUCAGAAAACAGUUCUAAGAGUACUGAUGACCACGACGAUCCUCAGGAAGUCUUUAAGAUGCUAAUAGAUUUGUUAAAUGAUAAGGAAGAAGCUUUGGCUCAUCAAAGAAAAGUUAGUUACAUGCUUGCUCGGGCUUUGGAAGACAAAGACACCACCUCAAGAGAGAAUAAAGAAAAAAAUCCUAUGAAAGACAAUUUUCCAGUAAAGAGCCCCUGGCAGGAAACUUCAGAAUUCCCUGUUUUACAUGAUCCUGUACUUUCAAGUGUUCAAAUUUUUAAUUCUGUGGGCUGCCUUUGUUCAAUUCAGCACUUUCAAACAGAUCAAAACUACACAGGAACUCUUAAAAGGUCCCAUUCUUUGCCAUCAAGUAUCAUGUACUGAAGACAAACCAGUUGAAAUUAGAACUGAGAGCUGUUUAUAUCAAGACUUUGAAAAAGGACUGUGUAAAUGUUGUUAUAUCUUCAGAAGUUGUAUGUUUUCCAGGUAUUUCCAAAUUUUGGGAGGCAGCUCAAGUAAAUUUUUCUACAAGAAACUUAUUAGUAUUCUAUGUUGACAUAUUUCAUUUAUAAAUUACAUUACUAUAUUUUUGAAAUUUUCAGCAUUUACCAACAUCUUAAAAACAAAGAAACUGAUUUUUGAGAAAUAAAAUUAACUAUUUAGAUUGACUGUAGGAAUCUUUGACUGGCUCAAGCAACAAUAGAAGUGACUGAAUGUUAAAAGUUUUGGAAUACAUUUCUUUUGUGUUUUUCUGGAUUUUUCAUUUGCCAUAUAAAGUUUAAAAAUAAUUUCCUUCACCUCAAAAAAAAGUUAUUAAUAUGUUGGAACUCUGGCAGCAGUAUAUUCAAAGUCAUUACUAGUUACCUUCAUAGCUUCUUUUUUUGUCAGAGUGGUGACAUUCUGUAGCCAGAUCUACACAGGAUUCUGGCACUUAGGUCACUCUGAAUUAACUUCUUGGUUUUGAUGCUGAAUUUUAGGCCAUUUAACAUUAUUUUCUCUUCCUAGAAAUAUUACAUAGUAAUAAUCUUUAAUACCUUUUGGGACUAUUACUAUAUUAAUAGCAUCACAAUGAUGUCAAAGGAAAUACAUUACAUUGUCAACAGUUAUAACAAAACUUUUAUCUAAUUAUGAUCUUUAGUGAAAAGAUAUUAUAACAAUUAGAUGAGCUAACAAUAGGAUAAUAAGGUAACAAUAUAAACCAUUUAUAUUAUUGCAGGAACAGCACUGGUUGGCAUUAAUAAUAAUUAACAAAAGCUGAAAAACUGGCAAAUACAUUUUGAAAAAAAGGAAUAAUGAAGGUCUACUGUUAUCAGAUAUUAAAAUGUAUUAUCCUAUCAAAUGUACUCCAAUGUAAAACAAAAAUUAAAUUGAAAAAAAAAUGUCCUGAUUGUAACAUAAAAUUACAUUAUUUAAGGGGACUUCCCUGGUGGUGCAGUGGUUAAGAAUCCACCUGCCAAUGCAGGGGACACGGGUUUGAACCCUGGUCCAGGAAGAUUCCCACAUGUCGUGGAACAACUAAGCCCGUGUGCCACAACUACUGAACCUGUGCUCUAGAGCCAGCGAGCCACAACUACUGAAGCCCGUGUGCCUAGAGCCUGUGCUCUGCAGCAAGAGAAGCCACCACAAUGAGGAGCCCACGCACCACAAUGAAGAGUAGCCCCCGCAUGCCACAACUAGAGAAAGCCCGUGUACAGCAACGAAGACCCAAUGCAGCCAAUAAAUUAAUUUAAAAAAUUACAUUAUUUAAAGCAGUAUAACAGCAGGUCAAUGACAACUGGAUAAAGGCUAUACACAGAUCUAGUGUAUAUAAUAAUUUAAUAUAAAAGGGAAAGCAAGGGUCUGAGAUUAUUUAAUAAUACCAAAAUUGGAAGUGGAAAAAAAAAUCAAAUUACAAAAACUAGAAAGAUUCUUUUUUCAUAUGUGUGUGUAUAUAAAACAAACUCACAUAAAUUGAUAAAAUUUGUAAUAUUCCAAUUGAUAAAUGGACAAAGAAUUUGAAUGUCUCCUCAAGUAAAGGAAACAAAAGCAAAAAUAAACAAAUGGGGGAUUUCCCUGGUGGUGCAGUGGUUAAGAAUCCACCUGCCAAUGCAGGGGAGCCCUGGUCUGGGAAGAUCCUACAUGUCAUGGAGCAAAUAAGCCUGUGCACCACAGCUACUGUGCUGCACUCUAGAGCCUGCAAGCCACAACUGUUGAGCCAGUGUGCCACAACUACUGAAGCCUGCCAGCCUAGAGUCCAUGCUCCAAAACAAGAGAAGCCACCACAAUGAGAAGCCUGAGCACCGCAACAGAGUAACCCCUGCUCUCUGCUACUAGAGAAAGCCAUCACGCAGCAACGAAGACCCAACACAGCCAGUAAAAUCAAUACCACAAUGAGCUAUCACCUCACACCUGGCAGAAUGGCUGUCAUCAAAAAUACAAAUAACAAAUGGUGAGAAUGUGGAGAAAAGGGAACCCUUAUACACUGUUGGGAAUGUAAAUUAGUGCAGCCACUGUGGAAAACAGUAUGAAGGUUUCUCAGAAAAUUAAAAAUAGAACUACCAUAGGACCCAGCAAUUCCACUCCUGGGCAUAUAUCCAAAAAAACCAAAAAAAUUAAUUCAUAAAGAUACAUGCAUCUCAAUGUUCAUAGCUACAUUAUUCACAAUUGCCAAGGUACUGAAGCAGCCUAAGUGUCCAUAAACAGAUGUAUGGAUCAAGAAGAUACUGUAUAUAUAUAUACAAUGGAAUACUACUCAGUCAUAAAAAGGAACAAAAUUUUGCCAUUUGCAGCAACAUGGAUGGACUUGGAGGGCAUUAGGCUAAGUAAAAUAAGUCACACAAAGACAAAUACUGUAUGCUAUCACUUAUAUGUGGAAUCUAAGAAAAAUACAACAAACUAGUGAAUAGAACAAAAAAGAAGCAGAUCCACAAAUACAGAGAACAAACUAGUGGUUGCAGGGGGAGAGUGCAUUUAGGCGUAGGGAAGUGGGGGGUACAAACUACAGGGUGGGAGAUAGGCUCCAGGAUGUAUCGUACAACAUGGAGAAUACAGCCAGUAUUUUGAAAUAACUAAACGGAAAAUAGCUUUAAAUAGUGUAUCAAAUUGGGAGACUGGGAUUGCCAUAUAUACAUUACUAUUAAGAAAAAAAAUAUCAAAUUGUACA